AUGAGAGCAGCAACCAUGGCAUCCGUGAGAACGGCCGCGAAACACGCGUCUUUAACGUCUUCUUAUUCUUCUUCGACGAGGUGCAGAACUUUCUCUUCCUCGUCGACUUCGACUUCGUCGUCGUCGUCGUUGAGACAAUCCAAGAAACACCAUUCGCACUGCAGGAAGUUUAGAUUUAACAGCAGUAGCAACACCAACAACAGCAACACCAACAACACCAACAACCUGAUCAUCAAAACGACGACGCGGUUUUCGUCGAAGAGCAGUCGUUUGAGCACGACGACGGUCGUUCGCGCGGUCACUAAAGAGAAGGAAGACGUGAAGACGACUCAAAAAGCAGCAGCAGCAGCUCUCGCGGAAAAAGACAAUGAAGGAAAAAAAGGCGACGAGUCCUACGACAUUUACAGAGACUCGCCUUUGAGAUAUAUGGGGUACGCGAACGAGUGCGGAGAAGCCUUCGCGGCUUGGUUACCGCCGUUGGGCGUGCCAGCCACGUACGGCGUAGCCGCGGUGUACGUUCUCGCGGAUACGUUCGACAAGGCAAUCAAAGCGAACAGGGAAAAAGGCAUGAAAGAGGGCGUUAUCGUCGGUUUAGACACGGUCACUUGGCAGAUGCUCGCUUCGGUCUUUUGGCCGGGGAGUUUCAUUCGCGUCAUGGUGAACGCAACCAACUUGUUGGUCUCCAAGUUACCUGCGGAUUUGUCUUUAGACGUUGGAGGUUUAGACGCGGAGACGAUUGAAAAAGCGUUGCCAACUGCCAUCGGUUUAAUGACUAUCCCGUUCAUCGUCAAGCCAAUCGAUAAGACCAUCGAUUGGGCGAUGGAAGAAUCCGUGACGAAAGUAUUGAGAGGCAAGUGCGAAUCUCCUGCGGAUUACGCCAAAGCCGCCGGUAUCGUUGGCGCGUGCUUAGCGGUCCCACCCGCGUUGUUUACCUUCGCCGGGGUGAUUGGCGACUUGGCCGCGUAA
This is a messenger RNA of Bathycoccus prasinos, 966 nucleotides long. RefSeq lists its product with no specific name. NCBI's taxonomy places the organism in Eukaryota, Viridiplantae, Chlorophyta, Mamiellophyceae, Mamiellales, Bathycoccaceae. Gene Ontology annotation, biological process: mitochondrial fission. The transcript has a single exon. The record is from RefSeq and is a predicted model, not a curated record. The coding region runs from base 1 to 966 and encodes 321 amino acids. Gene Ontology annotation, cellular component: mitochondrion.